Molecule: messenger RNA, 1746 nt
Organism: Aspergillus calidoustus
Lineage: Eukaryota; Fungi; Ascomycota; Eurotiomycetes; Eurotiales; Aspergillaceae
Source: the annotation of a GenBank genome assembly
AUGAAAGCCCUUUCUUCUCUCGCAUGCCUUGCCGCCCUAACGGCCAGCGCCGUUGCAAAGACACACAACUUGGAGUGGAACAUGACGUGGGUGACCGCAAACCCCGAUGGCCUGCAACCUCGCCCGGUCAUUGGUAUCAACAACGAAUGGCCACUGCCUCUUCUCAACUUCACCAAAGGCGACCGAGUAAUCGCCAACGUGCGAAACCAGCUCGGCAACCAAUCAACCAGUGUCCACUUUCACGGAUUCUUCCAGAAUGGCACGAACGAGAUGGAUGGGCCGCCUGAUCUUACGCAGUGCGCUAUUCCACCUAACGAGACUAUGGUGUAUAAUUUUACGAUCGACCAAUCCGGCACGUACUGGUACCACUCGCACACCAAGGGGCAGUAUCCAGAUGGAUGGCGACAGGCUCUUGUUAUCCACGAUGAAGACGAUCCAUAUAAUGGGAAGUAUGACAAGGAGCUUGUGAUAUCGCUAUCGGACUGGUACCAUGACCAGAUGCCUGGCUUAUUGAGGCAAUUCAUUAGCGUUUCGAACCCGACUGGCGCAGAGCCCGUGCCCAAGUCUGCAUUAAUGAACGAUACGCAGAACCUGACUAUCCCUGUCGAGCCCGGAAAGACAUACCUCCUCCGCCUGGCCAACAUUGGCGCGUUUGCUAGUCAAUACUUCUGGAUUGAAGACCACGAGAUGCAGAUUGUUGAGGUUGAUGGCGUCUGGACCGAACCUGCGAAUGCAUCCAUGAUUUACAUUGCUUCUGCUCAGCGGUACAGUGUCCUUGUCACCAUGAAAAAUGAAAGUACCGCCAACUAUGCGAUGGUGGGCAGUAUGGACACCGACCUGUUUGAUACCCUCCCAGACACACUCAACUACAACGUGACCGGCUGGCUUGUAUAUGACGAAUCUGCCGAAAGGCCAGCGGCAAAGGAUGUGGCUGAAUUUGAUUACUACGACGACUAUACUCUUGUCCCAUACGACAAAAUUGAAGCAUACCCCGACGCAGAUAUGACAAUUACCCUAGAUCUGACCAUGGACAAUUUAGGCGACGGAGCCAACUACGCCUUCUUUAACGGCAUCUCCUACGUAGCGCCCAAGGUCCCAGUGCUCUACUCAGUGCUCACGACUGGCUCCGCAGCAACCGAUGCCGCAAUCUACGGGACAGACACCAACGCAUUCGUCUUUGAUAAAGGCGACGUUAUUGAUAUCGUACUGAACAACGACGAUACGGGCAAGCACCCGUUCCACCUUCACGGGCAUAACUUCCAGGUACUCUGGCGCAGCGGCGAUGACGAGGGCCACUAUAACCUUGAGAAUGCCACGUUUGCGCCGAUUCCUGUCAGACGUGAUACCCUCAUUGCGCCGCCGAGUGGGAAUUUCCUGGUUAGAUUUGUUGCGGAUAAUCCUGGAGUCUGGUUCUUCCACUGCCACAUCGAAUGGCACAUGGACGCCGGCCUCGCAGCCGUCAUGGUCGAAGCACCAACGUACCUCCAGGAACACCUGGCAAUCCCGCAGAACCACUACGACGUCUGUGCGGCGAGUGGCACGCUUACCGCUGGUAAUGCGGCGGGCAAUACUGAAGACUUUUACGACCUGACCGGCGAGAACAGGGCUGUUGCGCCUCUACCUGCGGGCUUUACGGCGCGCGGCAUUGUUGCGCUUGUGUUCAGCUGCGUCGCUGCUUUCCUGGGGUUGGCUUCGAUUGUUUGGUAUGGAGUCGCUCCGAUCAAGAAUAAUCGGAUCACACUCUAG